Molecule: messenger RNA, 1385 nt
Organism: Boleophthalmus pectinirostris (great blue-spotted mudskipper)
Lineage: Eukaryota; Metazoa; Chordata; Actinopteri; Gobiiformes; Gobiidae
Gene: psmd6
Product: proteasome 26S subunit, non-ATPase 6
Biological process (GO): proteasome-mediated ubiquitin-dependent protein catabolic process
Cellular component (GO): proteasome regulatory particle
Molecular function (GO): protein binding
Source: RefSeq, a predicted model, not a curated record
AACGGCCCAGUGCUUCCGAGUGUUUCCCGUAGUCAUCGCAGACUAGCCGAGCAGCGCUGCUCCGCUCCUGUCUACAUCUGUAUAAAUAGGCUGAUUUUGUGUUCGCUUUGGGGGUAAAAUGCCGCUCGAAAAUCUAGAAGAAGAGGGUCUGCCUAAGAACCCCGACCUGAGGAUAGCGCAGCUGAAGUUUCUGCUCACGAUGGACGGGCACCGACAGGACGCCAAAGUAAAAAGAAUGGAUGCAAUCAAAGCUAACAACAUGGCUCCAUAUUACGAGGGUCUGUGUAAAGAGCUGAAGUGGACGCUGGACACGGACCUGCUGAACAGAAUGAAGAAGGCAAACGAAGAGGAGCUCAAGCGCCUGGAUGAUGUCCUGGAGGAUGCAGAGAAGAACCUGGGAGAGAGUGAGAUACGAGACGCCAUGAUGGCCAAAGCAGAAUAUCUCAUUCGAAUUGGAGACAAGGAGGGCGCCUUAACUGCAUUUAGGAAGACCUAUGACAAGACUGUGGCUCUUGGACAUAGAUUGGACAUAGUAUUUUAUCUGCUGAGGAUUGGACUCUUCUACAUGGACAGUGACCUCAUCACACGCAACUCAGAGAAAGCCAAAAGCCUCAUUGAGGAGGGUGGUGACUGGGACCGGAGGAAUCGCCUGAAGGUCUACCAGGGCCUGUACUGUGUGGCCAUUAGGGAUUUUAAACAAGCAGCAGAGCUCUUCCUUGACACUGUGUCUACGUUCACUUCUUAUGAGCUCAUGGACUACAAGACCUUUGUCACAUACACAGUCUACGUUUGCAUGAUCGCACUCAAAAGGCCAGACCUGAGGGAAAAGGUAAUAAAGGGAGCAGAAAUCCUGGAGGUGCUGCACAGCCUACCUGCUGUUCGCCAGUACCUUUUCUCCCUGUACGAGUGCCGCUACUCCGUCUUUUUUCAGUCACUAGCCACAGUGGAACAGGAGAUGAAGAAAGACUGGCUGUUUGCCCCACACUACCGCUACUAUGUGAGAGAGAUGAGGAUCCAGGCGUACGGCCAGCUGCUGGAGUCCUACCGCUCCCUCACUUUGGGCUACAUGGCUGAGGCCUUCGGGGUCAGCACGGAGUUUAUUGACCAGGAACUGUCUCGCUUCAUUGCUGCUGGACGUCUUCACUGUAAAAUUGAUAAGGUUAAUGAGAUUGUGGAGACCAAUAGACCGGACAGUAAAAACUGGCAGUACCAGGAAACCAUAAAGAAGGGCGACUUGUUGCUGAACAGAGUCCAGAAGUUGUCCCGAGUUAUAAACAUGUAGCCCCUUAAGACCUUUCAUUUUCACCUUACAUUAUUUGGAAAACCAAACUUGUAUUUUGUCUGACAAUAUUGUGUGUAUAUAUAAUAAAAUUUGUUAAACAGAA